AUGACUGAUAUAACUGAAUUCGAAAAUAACUUCGAUGACCUCUUGCACAAACCAGCAAGUAAUAAUAUAUCUGAAACCUUGAGCAAUGUAGACUUGUCUAAUCCAUUUCGUGACGCUGUAUCAUUUUUGACUGCACCAAUAAGCCCUUUAUCUGAUGAUAGCGAUAAGGUCACAACUGAUUUAUAUAUAGAACCUACUCAUAAUGAUCUAUUGAACGAUAGCUUGAACUCUGAUUCUGAAGUACAAAGUAUAGAAAUCAAAUUUGAUGAGGAAAGGGAUUUCGAAGAAGAAGCAUCUUCCUUUAAAGGGAUAGAUGCUGUCUCGUCAGUUUCGUCAGAAGGUCACGUUCAUGAAAAAAUUAGCAACAGUGACGAGUCUAUUGAUGAAGAAAGCAUUAUUAUAAGAGAAUCACAUGUGCAAUCAAAAAUAGCAAGCUUCAAGUCUAUUCCGAUAUUUGAAAUUGCAGUUGAAGAUCCGCAAAAAAUUGGUGAUCCCAUCAAUGCGCAUAUUAUAUAUAAAGUCAGAACUAAGACUACAUCUACAGCAUUUAAAGAUAAAGAAUUUACAGUUUUAAGGCGAUAUCGUGAUUUUCUAUGGUUAUAUAAUCAAAUGACGCUCAAUAAUCCAGGGAUCAUAGUUCCUCCUGUACCAGGGAAACAUGUCAUUGGCCGAUUUCAGGAUGAAUUCGUAGAAAACCGUCGCCAAGCACUCGAAAAGUGUUUGAAUAAAAUCACGUCUCACCCGAUGUUAUGCAACGAUCCAAAUUUAAAAUUGUUUUUAGAGUCGGAUACCUUUACGAUCGAUGUCAAACGUAAAAGUCAAGAUGAAUCAAAAAGUGUAUUGAAAUCAUUAGGUGAAGCAGUGUCAAACGCCACCACGUUCAGCAAAUUUAUAGAAACAGAUGAAUGGGUUGAAAAUCGAAAAAAUGAGUUGGACAUUUUAGAUUCACAAUUAAGGGCAUUGCUUAAAUCAGUUGAAGCCAUUGUCAAACAGCGCAAAGAUUUGGGAAGUACGAUCGUGGAUUUUGGGGAUAGUAUUUUGUCUUUAGCAAACACCGAAAUUAAUAAGCCAUUAGCAAAUAAUCUGAAGAUAUUAGGAGACUUGCAACAGAAAAUUAAGGAAUUACAUGAAAAGCAGGCACAACAGGAUGUUAUUAAUUUGGGAAACACGAUAGACGAAUACAUUCGUUUGGUUGGAUCGAUUAAGAUCUAUCAGACAUGGCAGAAUGCUAUAUACGAUUUACAAAAGAAAAAGACGAACUAUGAAAGGUCUAAAGUUCAAGGAAGGAUGAGCCAGGAUAAAUUAUCGAUUAUGUUGGCGCAAAUUGCUGAGUCUGAACAUCGCGUGGAAGAUUGUAAGCACGAAUUUGAAGAUGUUUCUAAGCUUAUUAAGGCUGAAUUGGAUCGGUUUGAUAAGGAGAAGGUAGAAGAUUUUAAGAAUAGCGUUGAAGCCUUUUUAGAAUCAAUGGUGCAGACACAAAAAGAGAUUAUUAAUUUAUGGGAGUCUUACUCCGUGCAAGUAGAAUUGCUACAAAAUACAAAUUCAGAAGAUUACUCGGUCAUGGCAUCAUGA
Messenger RNA from Dentiscutata heterogama, 1572 nucleotides. Lineage: Eukaryota; Fungi; Glomeromycota; Glomeromycetes; Diversisporales; Gigasporaceae. The record is from the annotation of a GenBank genome assembly.